AUGGUCUCCUCUACUUUGUUGGAGUCCACACAUGCUUUGACUGGUCGAACACCUAAAGUGUUGAAGUACCAAACCAACUCACACUUGGUCCAGAAUGUCGCCGACGCAGCCACAUCACCUGCAAAUACCUUUGGUGGAUUUGACCUUUCUACCUUCGAACCAAUGCUUGGUGGCGGUCGUGCUGGAGGUGGUAUCCCCUGUGCCGCCUGUACAAUCCUUCUUACUCUUUUGGAACAAUACUCUGACAUCCAUGAGCAGAGCAUUGAUAAGUCCAUGCAAGAGGUGUGCAAGUUCUUCCCAGAUAAGAUCUCUCCAAUCUGUACCUACCUUGUUGAGAAGUAUGGUGAUGAAGUUAUCCAAUACUUCAUGCUCUACAAACAUAGUGAUGAAGUAUGCCAUGCCAUGAACAUCUGCACUGUUCAAUCAUGUCGUUUGUUCAACAAUGUUACCUCUGUCUUUAAUGGACCAUAUAAGCCACGUCCAGCACUCGAGCAGAUUGAGAUGCAGAGAUUCGACGAGAAUCCAUGGGACUGGAUCAAGAACCUCUUCAACCGCUUUGGCAAUGACCACGUGCCAUUGGAGGAUAUCGAUGGAGACAAGUAUUCAUUGGAUAGCACAUUGCGUGGCUACAGCUGGCGUGGAAAGGACUGUGAUGACAUUGAUCGUGAUGUCUAUCCAGGUACAAUUGGUGACACUCAUAAUGGAUUGAUUGAUUGGAACUGUAAUGGAAUCAAGGGUGUCAAUGAUAAGGGUGUGGCUUGGGAGGAGGAACUCUGUGGCACAUCUGGCCAGCUGGGAAUCAUUCUCGUUGGUGACAGUGUCGGUGCACACUUCUCCAUCCCACCUCAAUGGUUGACUGCCGCCGACAUCAACUCCACCACCUACCAGGGCAUGGUUGGCAUCCUCGAGAACGAGCUGGACUGGCCACACAAGAGUGCCAUCACCGCCUGGGCGUCAAACACCACCGAGUCUGGUCCAAUCGACAGUGUCUACCACCGUCUUCGCGAGAGGAACCUGUGCAACCAUCGCGACUACCAAAACACUGGAGUGAAUGGCGCCAGAUCUGGCAACGUAGCCGAUGGCAACAUUCUUGGCGUAGCCAGGAACCAAGAGAAGGACCAUCCAGUCAUCCUCUUCUACGAGCUGGUUGGCAACGACGUGUGCUCGGGCCAUCACGACCUCGACCAUAUGACAACACCCGCCGAGUUUGCCAACAACACCCUCAGGACCCUGGAGUACCUCGACACUAUCCUCCCAAUGGGCUCCCACAUUGUGUUCACAGGUCUGGCCGACGGACGUAUUCUCUGGGACACAUUGUGGAACCGCACACAUCCAAUUGGCGCAAGCUAUGAGCAGGUGUACGACUUCCUCAACUGUCUCGAGGCCAGUCCAUGCUGGGGCUGGAUGAACUCCAACGAGACCGUCCGCGACCUGACGACUGCUCGCGCCGUUGAGCUGUCUGCCGUGUAUCCCGAGAUCAUCAAGAACUACACCUACACGCACUUUGAUAUGCAGUACUACGAGUUCCCAUUCCCAGAGAUCAACGCCAUUUGGACUGCAGAGGGCGGCCAGACAUGGCAGCUCAUCGAGCCCUGUGACGGCUUCCAUCCCAACCAGAUUGCCAACUACCUCAUGUCUGGAGUGUACUGGAACUGGUUGAUGGAGGAUCAUCCCGAGUGGCUCGGCGACAUCAAUCCAAACAAUGAUUUGAUCGCAUCAAUGUUUGGCGACCAAGGUGGAUACAACUAA
This is a messenger RNA of Acytostelium subglobosum LB1, 1749 nucleotides long. RefSeq lists its product as hypothetical. The record is from RefSeq and is a predicted model, not a curated record. NCBI's taxonomy places the organism in Eukaryota, Evosea, Eumycetozoa, Acytosteliales, Acytosteliaceae. The transcript has 4 exons. Gene Ontology annotation, molecular function: calcium ion binding; acyloxyacyl hydrolase activity. Bases 1 to 1749 code for a protein of 582 amino acids. Gene Ontology annotation, biological process: negative regulation of inflammatory response; lipopolysaccharide catabolic process.